AUGGGACCAACAGCAGUCCUGUAUGGACUGUUUUUGUGGAUUUGUUCUAUUGGUCUGUCUGUGGGCACCGGAUUUAUUUACCAGUUUCCCGGACUGACUCUGCAACAUGUCAGCACUGAGCAAAGCGUUGGACCCCCAGCCGCUGGAUCCAACACACAGCGCAGGAAUUGGUGCCAGUAUACGGUUUCCAAAACGGUGACUUGCCAGGUGCAUAACGGUACAGAGACAACGGUGCAGAGGGUGUUCCAAAGCUGCCGCUGGCCUGGUCCCUGUGCCAAACUAAUCAGUUACAGGACGCUGGUCAGGCCAACCUAUAAGGUGACUUAUCGACAAGUUACUGUGCUAGAAUGGAGGUGCUGCCCUGGAUUUUUAGGCAGCGACUGCAGUGAAGAGUGUAUGAACUGCACCAACUACUCCGACAUGAAUAGUCGCCUGGACGUCAUCGAGACUAAGAUUAAGUUGUUGGAGGAAGCAGGACCUUUGUCCCCACCAAUCAGCAGCCUCCCAGAGGGUUCAUCAGAUAAUGAAGUGGACACGCCUAACCCCACCCCUAUUGGUUCCCCACCCUUCUGGCAGCCUGGGGUAAGAGGUCCCCCUGGGCCAGUCGGACCACCCGGUGUUCCAGGAUCGUCAGGACCCCCUGGUCCAGCAGGAGAAAGGGGUCUUCCAGGCCUCCCUGGAUCCAUAGGUCCAAAGGGAGAAAGGGGUUUUCCAGGAGAGAUUGGACUUCCUGGGCCUCCGGGUCCACCAGGGGCCCCUGGCCCUUUUUCUUCCAUUCCACUUAGGGGUGAUCAGGGGGCGGCAGAGGUCUGUUCCAAGCCCGUGUUAGUGGAGCUGCUUUUGAUUAGACAGCUGGCUCGGUGCUGGCCUGGGCGCGGACCGCCGUCAGCUGGCUGUAAAUCAGCUCUAAUUUGUAAGCUGGCAGCGCAGCAGUCUGCUUUUGGAAACCGAGGGGCUGGCUCCAGACCCAAAGAGCAGCAGCGUGUAAAAAGGCAAGGGCGAGACGCUCACCCCCAAGGCCUCUGGAGGCAGGCUGUAGGAGCUCCAGAAAUUGGUUCCAGAGGGACUGUUUGCUGGGUUCAGCUCCCACCAGUGGUCUCUUCUUCAUGGGGAGAGCAGCAGGAGGAAGGUGGAGGUGUCUAUAGGUUCGUUAACCCCACGGAUGAAAAGUGCGCCUCAUCACCCGUGCCAUCAUACCAACGCUCAGCAAUGAACCUCAUGACUGCAUCUCUCGGAGGUCACGACAAGCAUUCCUCUUCAAUGCCACCAGAGCCGUUCUCAUCGCCCCUCUUUUACGUGGGCCUCAUUGACUGCAUUAAUAAGGAUCGGGUGCCAAGCCUCCCUGGACCUGCUGGACCACCCGGAUCCCCCGGACUCCCCGGUCUCCCGGGCCAAGAUGCAGAAAGUGGUUUAUCAGGCAAAACUGGAGAGCCAGGACCUAAAGGAGACCCAGGUGAAAGGGGUCCACCAGGUCUCACAGGGGAACAAGGACAACCAGGUCCUGUUGGCUCAAAGGGACAGAAGGGAGAGCCAGGAGAGAACCUGCCAGAGAGUGAGGCGGUACAGCAGCUGAGAGAAGCUCUGAAGAUACUGGCUGAGAGGGUCCUCAUUCUGGAGCACAUGAUUGGCAUCCACGAAAACCCAGUGGAGCCUGGAUCUGGACUGGACAGUGUGCCUGAUCCUCUCCCUCUCCCAGUGGUCAAGAUUAAACGGGCAGAGCCCGUCCAACUUUCAUCCUUCCUCCAGUCUCAUACUCUCCUUGCUGGCGAGGACCGCAAGAGGAGCGGUUGA
Molecule: messenger RNA, 1791 nt
Organism: Chanos chanos (milkfish)
Lineage: Eukaryota; Metazoa; Chordata; Actinopteri; Gonorynchiformes; Chanidae
Product: collagen alpha-1(XXVI) chain-like
Exons: 15
Coding region: 1-1791 (596 amino acids)
Molecular function (GO): protein binding
Source: RefSeq, a predicted model, not a curated record